This is a messenger RNA of Diplodia corticola, 1197 nucleotides long. Its product is annotated as nadh:flavin oxidoreductase nadh oxidase family protein. The transcript has a single exon. The coding region runs from base 1 to 1197 and encodes 398 amino acids. NCBI's taxonomy places the organism in Eukaryota, Fungi, Ascomycota, Dothideomycetes, Botryosphaeriales, Botryosphaeriaceae. The record is from RefSeq and is a predicted model, not a curated record. Gene Ontology annotation, molecular function: FMN binding; NADPH dehydrogenase activity.
AUGGCCGAAAACACCAAGCUCUUCACCCCCCUCAAAGUCGGCGCCACGCAGCUCGACCACCGCAUCGUCAUGGCGCCCCUCACCCGCUUCCGCGCCACCACCGACCACGUCCCCACCCCAACAAUGACCCAAUACUACGCCCAACGCGCCGCCGCCGUCCCCGGCACCCUCCUCCUCACCGAAGCCACCUUCAUCUCCCCCCGCGCCGGCGGCUACGCCAACAUCCCGGGGCUCUGGACCCCGGAGCAGCUCGCCGGCUGGAAGGCCGUCACCGACGCCGUCCACGCCCACGGCGGCAAGAUCUUCUGCCAGCUCUGGGCGCUGGGCCGCGCCGCGUGGCCCGACCCCGAGGGGUCCGGCGGCGCCGUGCGCGACGAUUCGGGCGGGUUCGAUUUCGCAAACGACUUCUGCAGCGCCAGCGACGUGCCCAUGGCGGAUGGGCUCCCCGCGCCGCGUCCCCUCACCGACGCGGAGAUCGGGCGCUUCGUGGAGGAGUACGCGGCGGCGGCGCGGGAUGCGGUCGAGAAGGGCGGGUUCGAUGGCGUGGAGAUACACGCCGCGCAUGGGUAUCUCAUCGACCAGUUCACGCAGGAUGUGUCGAACAGGCGGACGGAUGCGUGGGGCGGCAGCGUCGAGAAGCGGGCGCGGUUCGCGCUCGAGGUGGCGGCGGCGGUGGGAGCGGCGGUCGGGGGGGCCGACCGCGUCGGCAUUCGGCUGAGUCCGUACUCGGAUUUCCAGGGGAUGCGCAUGGCGGAGGGGGCGAUCGAGCCGCAGUUUGCGUACCUGAUCGGCGAGUUGCGGAGGCGGCGGCUGGUGGGGUACUUGCACCUCGUGGAGCCGCGGGUGGCUGGGGUGGUUGAUCGCGACCCGCGGGGCGAGAACUUGAUGUGGGCGCUCGAGGCGUGGGGCAGGGAGGCGCCGGUGCUGGUGGCGGGGGGGUUCACGCCGGAGCUGGCGCGGCAGGCGGUGGAGGAGAGGUACGCCGGGUACGAGGUUGCGGUCGUGUUUGGCCGCCGCUUCAUCUCCAACCCGGACCUCGUGUACCGCGUCAAGAAGGGCGUGGAGCUCGCGCCUUAUGACCGCUUCACUUUCUACAUCAACCAGAAGGCUGGAGACAAGUGCGAGCCGGGCUACAUUGACUACCCUUACUCGGACGAGUACGUCAAGGAGUUUGGCAAGCCUGCGGAGGCGGUUUGA